AUGUCUCAACAACCACAACAAACGGCGCCCUCCGCCCCUGACUCCCCGGCGCUGGUGGUCACCAGUAACGUGCAGAAAUAUGCUAUCAAGAAGAAGAAAGUCCUCAGUGCUGAAGAAACUGAGCUGUUUGAACUAACUCAGGCUGCGGGGGUCACUGUGGACCAAGAGGUCUUCAAGAUCAUAGUGGACCUGUUAAAGAUGAAUGUGGCUCCUCAAGCAGUCUUCCAGACUCUGAAGGCAAUGUGUGCAGGCCAGAGGGUAGCUGAGAGCUGCGGCGGCUGGGACUCUUCAACUGCCUCCCACGCCACAAGCAUCACCACGGCACCUACAGAGGCCAGAGAAGAGGACUCUUUGGUCUCUGGAAAGAGCCCUAAGCCUCCUGCAGCUGCCCCCUCAGCGUCUGGCCCCAGAGCCACAAGGGUCAACACUAAGAUUGUGGUCUACGGCCCCCAAGACGCUAGCUCUCCUCACUCUCAAGUGCGCAGUAAAGCUGGAGCGAGCCACAGUGAGAAGAGCAGAGAGGCUUCCAGCCAGCGGGUGCAGCGGCAGCCCAGUGCCACUAGAGGGCAGAAGACCAAGAGCUCUGGCAGCAGUAGUUCCUCCUCGCAGAUAAACUCCACAUAAGACUCAGGUCAAUAUGAGACCAUUUGUAAAUAUGUUGUUGUCUUUACAUUUAAUUUAUCUGUACGUCUUACUGUGUAACCUGUUUUAAAUGGUCGGUUCUUCAAAUUACACCAAAAAAAAAAAAAAAAAACCCAAAUAUGUUUUCUCACUAUUGGAAUUUUGGUUUUAUUUGCUUUGGUUUUGAGAUAACUGUUGCCUCUACCUCAGUACAAUGGAGGUGAAUGGAAUCUUCUUUGUGCUGCUUAAAACAUUGACAUUUUAGUAAAUCUUUCCAGAAAUAAUGUCCAGAUAACUUUGGAUCAGGGGUCUUCAAAGUAUAACACUGUGGGCCCCCCCUCAGAGACAACUGCGCGGCCCUAACACCCCUGUCUACUCAAAUGUCAAAUAAAUAUUGAUACUGAAACAUGAAAAAAGUUAAUAAUGGAUUUGGUCAUUGUUAUUCAUUGUCUUACUUUGAUAUGGGGGAUAAUCACGCUCUCAGUUUUGGAACUACAGUUCCCUCAAUGCUUUGGGACAUGUUGCCAUGGAGUUAUGCUGUGGUACAACUUGAGUCCCAUUUUUUAAGCCUGUACUUGUUUACAUUUUGGCAGAUGGGCGCCAUAAAAAGUAUGCUGAAUUAGUCAUUAGCAGUUCCUGUUUACAGUGUACCCAUGGAAACACAGCCAACUAUCACUGGCUUACUCUGAUACUGAAGAAACCGUUUAUCUGAGAUAGACAUCGGAGCUAUGAUAUCUUAGGAAAGUUUUAAGUCACACUGAAUCUAAAAAUAUGUAUAUCAAAACAAAUUGCGACAAGCGGGAACUAAGGGUUUUGAAGUACCAACUGCCUUUCAUCUCAUGCUGUAUCUUUGCCUCUCCUAACGUCUCUGAUCCACAGACCUCACUGUGAACAGUUUUCAUUGGGACCAUUUCUGUGGUUCAACAUACAGUCGUUCCAAUGAAAACUGUUCACAGUGAGGUCUUUGAUGAGAGACGGAUAUCUCAAAACCUUGGAAAAUAAAAUAAAAGCUACCUGCAUGACCAAAUACAUACCACCGAUAUUAAGUGAGAAAAUAUGUUGUUUUUUAUUUUAUUUAGUUUUUUCGUAAUUUGGGUAAACAAAUCCUUUUUAAAGUUCUAACAUAAUGUAAGAAGGUCCAGAGUGUCUCCUCAUUCUCGUUCUGGCAGGUGUUACUGUAAGUGAGGAAAGCCUUUUGUCUGGUUGCCAUGAGAAUAACGGAAAAGAAAAGAACUAUUUAGAUUUUCUACUGAAAAAUGCAAAUGUCUGUAUUCAAUGUGCAACUUUUUAUAUAAUGAUUAAUCUUUAAUAAAUCCAACAAUAAUAUACCUACCAAAUUUGAACCUUUUUAUUGCAUCAUUUUUGUUAGGGAUGCACCAAUCCAACUUUAAUUCUCCUGUUAGACUUUCUGAUACCUCACCUGUACUCUUUUCUCCAAUUUUGAAGAUCUCCUCCACACAUGUUGAAAGACGUAUAAAAAUACUCUUCUUUGAAUAAUAA
Molecule: messenger RNA, 2121 nt
Organism: Siniperca chuatsi (mandarin fish)
Lineage: Eukaryota; Metazoa; Chordata; Actinopteri; Centrarchiformes; Sinipercidae
Gene: mzt2b
Product: mitotic spindle organizing protein 2B
Exons: 4
Coding region: 1-624 (207 amino acids)
Cellular component (GO): centrosome; spindle
Source: RefSeq, a predicted model, not a curated record